AUGGAGCCCGCCGUUAUGGCCAUGCAGACGCUCUGCGAGCGCUCGUGGGAGCUGCGGCCGCUGUGCGAGACGCUACUCGCUCGUCUCGCGGCGAUCUGUGGCUACACGGACCACUUCCGGCAGCAGACGGAGCAACUGUCGUCCGAAGGUGCCGCGCCGUCCCCCGUCGUUCUGCAAUGGCCGGUCCAAGUCGAUGCAGCGCUGGCGCGCUUUACGCUGUUGCUCGAGCGGCUCGCUGCGACCGAAAGCGCCGUGUUCCGACUCGCAGGCGCCCCGUCUCCAGUGUGCGAACUGCGUGUGUUGCACGUGUGGAUGGACGCGGCUUUCCGUGGGUUGCACGCUGAACACGUGGACCCAAGUGCUCGCUGGGCCCAACAGUGGGAGGAAGAGCUCGAGCGCGUGGAGAACGCGCUGCUUGUGGCUGCUCAAGGACAAGUGGACGCUGCUGCUGAGCGGUCGGACAAUGAGCAGCGCGAGAUGAUUGCGGUGGUCAAAUUUGCCUACAAACAAGUGCAAGACGUGACGAGACGGAGUGAGAAGAAGAAGAAGAAGCAGCGGCUCAGUCGCAGUUGUGUCAGCAGUCGGGAAGGUGCAGGGGACAUGGAGGAAGAGGAGGAGGACAAUCGUGCAGUGAAGGAGGAGGAAGCAGAACUCUUGCCUGAUCAUGAAGAGUCCUUGCGCGUUUUGUUUCGGAGGCUGGUCCGCGUCUGUGGCGUCCAAGUGCCCGUGCUCCAGUCGUGGUUCUUGUCGCCUGCUGAAGUAGCUCUUAUGCCGAGCACGCAGCUCCGCGGUGGUCCACAAUGUCAAAUCACGAGCGCUAGUUGGAUGCAUAGUCGAGGUCAGCGGCCGGGUGGUGUGCAGCGACUUCUGAUCAAACACUUUGUCGCGGCUGGUGGAGCGAAGGCAGAGUUGGAAACAUCUCUUGUGCAUGCUGUUGAGGCUGUGCAGCGUGAAGCUGAACUACUACGCGAUGUCGUGUGCCACCCGCAUGUCCUCCAGCUAGCAGGUGCGUCAACGUUUGGUCUCCAACCAUUUGUAGCAUUUGUGAGCCCGUGGGCAGCUCCUGAGGUUGGAGCAGCGACGGUGAUUUCGUUGGAAGACUACCUUAACUUGUCGGUGGAUCACGGACGCCAGCUAGUUCGCCUGCUUGCUCAAGCAGCUACAGGGCUCCAGAGCUUGCACGAAGCAUCGUUAACACACGGCGACAUCCGCUGCGCAAAUAUUCUAGUGGGGGACGAUGGUCAAGCUAGACUAUCGAAUUUGCGCUCGUUCUCCUUAUCGCGGGUUUCAGCGGAUACUGAGCAGUCUCGAUCCUUCUCAUCCCAUUCAGGGUCUCUCAGAUGGCAAGCGCCGGAGUUGCUGAACGAUCAUCCGAAGGCUGCAUUGGCUUCAGACAUUUAUGCGUUUGGAAUGACACUACUGGAGGCUCUAUCGGAAGACUUACCGUAUGGAUUUAUGGCUGAUGAAGAAGUCCGGGAACGAGUUAUGGCUGGCCAAAUGCCUCCUCCUCCGGUCGGAGUAGAAGAGAAUAUGUGGUCAUUAAUCGAAGCCAUGUGCGAUCCUGAUCAGGCCGCCAGGCCUGAUAUAAACACUGUUGUGGAGGAGCUACAUGCACUAGCUGAGGAAGAGCAUGAGCGUGAUGGUGAUGAUAAAAAUUUCGAAGACGCGUCCAUGCCUGCGCUACCAUUACAUCGAGCGUCAAGUGCAGACCACUUACGCGGGGCGGCUUCCCCUUUCAUAGCGGCAACAAAGCCUGUAUCGAAUGCACCAGAGCUUAUCCGGCAACCGAGUAAUUCUACGCACAACCUAACAACAAAGUUCGUCGACGUUGGAUUUUCCGACCGUAAACUUACGGAGUCGCCGCAGCAGACAGAACUUGGUUCAGCAAACCCGAUUGUGUCCGUCGUGGAACUUCGUCAAAAGUGGUUGGGAGUAAAGAUCAACUCGAUUGGAAACCGUGUGGUUGUAAGCAAAUUCUUGCGAACCGAGUCCGGCGCAGCUGGAGAGAUCGAGGCCUCGGGGCGCGUGAAGCGUGGUGAUGUUAUUGUUGCAAUAAACGGUCAGAACGUCCGUGGUCUAGACCGCCUUCAAAUUGGUGCCAUCGUCCAAAGCUCGCCGCGGCCUCUCGAUGUGUCUUUUAAGCGUGAACCAAGUCUACUUACAGACUCAUUUCGUUUCCGCGGACUGCUGAUCGACCCACGCUGGCGUGAUCGAGGUUCUGCGCUGCCUUUGCCAGGAUCCUUGAGUCACAUGCUAACGGGCAGUGGUGACGACAUUGAGCACGAGACAGAAGCCAGGAACGCUGCCGACCCCUUCUCCAUCGAAAUAUGGUUUUCGCUAGCUGAGCUUGGGGAUACGUUUCUGGGUGGCAUUUUGCUAGGAGCUCAAGAUUUACCUUUUCAGGAGACUAGCGAUGCUAGCGGUUGGCCAUUUGCUUAUCAGCAGUUGCUUUCUGUCGACCCUUUGGGCAAUCUGUGGUGCUCGUUGCUCAGCCGUCCCAGUCCGAUAUGCGUGGCUCGUGAGUUGGUGCCUAAUCACUGGUAUCAUCUAGUCGUGGCGUACGGCGGUGAUGCUGGCUCGGACUGCGUGAAUUUUACGAGAACUGACCAGCCGGAGCAGCUGCUGACUAUUUACUUGAAUGGAGAGCUGCGUGUCUCGGACGCUGGUGCUUUGCUUGAAGAUUGGGCAAAAUUGCGACACGUGAAUGUCGGUUCGGGCUGUAUCAGCGGUCUUGCACCAGCUAAGCCAGAGCCACACUUUUCCGGUUGGUUCGGCUUUAGUGGCCUCGUCUAUGACUUGCGUGUGUGGCGACGCAAAGAGCUCAGCACCUCUCAAGCGCAGCUGCUUUUUCGUGGUAGCAGCGACUUUGUUGACGAGCCAAGCUAUUCUCUUCGCCACGACGUGCUGGGUGAAGCCAUCGACCAAAGUUCGGGCACGGGUGAAAGAAGACGUUCAAGCUCUGCUCCAGUUGCCAAGUUACAAGGUCCACCGUUUGCUGAGCUUGUGCGCACGACGUGGCCCCGUCAGGUUGGCGCCCAGGUCUAUAGCUGA
Molecule: messenger RNA, 3051 nt
Organism: Peronospora matthiolae
Lineage: Eukaryota; Oomycota; Peronosporomycetes; Peronosporales; Peronosporaceae
Source: the annotation of a GenBank genome assembly